AUGAGAUCAGACCAGAGAGAAGAACAGACAAGGGGAAUCUGCAGAGCACUGUUCCACAGACAAGGAGGCAGCACGUUCACUAGGUAAGCAUUUCUGCCCAUUCAUUUCUAUGCAAUGUAAAUCUUCCGUGGAGAGACAGUGGAGUUUAGGGAUCUCAGAUGUCUCUGUAUAUGGGUAUAUCAUUCUGUUUUGUGACCCAGAAUGUUCACUCUGUAAGCCCAGGACAAUUGAACAAGAAUGGGCUUCUGUGUUCUUUCCCUGUGUGAAUAAUAAUUUAAAAAACCAUUUUCGAUCUCUGUGCAAUGUAAGCAUAUUUUAGAAAAUCCUUGAAAAUGCACAGAUCUUCUGUGCAGGCUCAAAUUAUGGGUGAAUUUCACUCUAGUGAUGUCAAGAAAGGCUACCAUUAUGUCCACACCAAUAUUAUUACAAUGAUUGGGACUCUGCAGUUACAACGUCCCAUCACAUCUGCAUCUUCUCAGUGUCACAGUCCACUUUUGUACCUGAUAAAUUAAAUCCUUACCUAUAAAAGCUGAUGCCUCAUUAAAACAGAGUCUCUGGCACAUACGUAUUGCUUUUCUAUACACUUAGCUCUUCUGCACUUUCCUUGCUUGUAGUUAUAGCCCCCUCCAUUGCCUAAAUGGUCUUCUGAGCAGUUUAUAAGAAUAGAAACCAUUUUAAAGCAACUAUCACAUUGCAAUGAGGGCUGUGUUUAAUUUUGGACAGAAGGUCAAAUCCAAAUAUGACUUUUUAUUUUAUCAUUUUUGGAAAGCUACUUGCAUUCCCACAUUCGCCCCCUCCCCCCCCAUCCCUUACAACAGGUAUGGGGAAGCUGUGACCCUCCAAAUGUUAUUGCUGGAUUCCAGCUCCCAUUAUCCAUGACCAUUGGCCAAGCUGGUUGGGACUGAUGGGAGUUGUAGUCCAGCAAUACCCAGGGGGUCACAGAAUCCCCAUUAUCAUUCACUGUUCCCAGAGUUUCUAUGUCCCAUUCUAAGUAGCAGGCACUGCAGUAGAGAAGGGAAAUAACAAACUCCACAUUAUCAUGUAAUGCAUCUUCUUUAAUUAAAAUCACCCGGGAGAUCUGCAAGGCAAUGUGAAUUGGCAGCAGCCACACAUUUGUGAUGCUAUGUCGUUUAGCCCCAACACUAAAGCUAUAUCCAGGCAUUUGCCUGAGCACGCAAAAUGUUAAACCAGGGAAAUGUUAAACUGCUGAUGAGGGCAGGGGCAUGCAUGAACUUAAGUACCAUCCCCAGUGUCCUCAGGCACAAGCAGGUUGUGCUUCAGAUCUUUGCAUGAUUAGCAUGAAGGUCUGAGAAACCUCCAUAAGAGUGAGAAUCCUGACUUACCACCGUUUCUGAUCAUGGGGAGAGUUUCUGCUGACUGAACAUGGCUAAUGUGCGUGGCACUUCACAGAGCACAAUAGCACAGGUCCCAGCUGCCCCAAGGAACAUACAAUCUGAAAUCCAACACAGGGGGAACAAUAGGGGAAGGCAAGGCAAUCAUAAACAGAGAAGCAAUGUGCAACUCUUUCAAGUUACAGAAUUUGGAAAAAGAAGAAAACAGACUAUCAAAAAUUGCUUAACAGUAGGAACAAUAUUGGUCCAAAAUAAAUGUGAUGUUUGACACAUUGCUUGCCCUUGCAUGGUUGAUUUUUUUCCUCAACAAAAAGCUGAACUGGGGGACCUUGACAUUAUGGGCAGAGACCUUUAACCCUUUGCCCCCACCAGUUUCCCACUUGGAAUUGUUCACCCCCCCACACCUGCUAUUUGCAAUAGGAAGAAACCCCUCCUUGACACUGAUGGGAGUUUUCCUCCCAUUGCAAAAGACAGGCAUGGGAAACAGUCUGAUUUCAACCCCAGGCCAUGGUGUGGACAAAGGGUUAACACUCCUGUGCCUCCCUGACAUGGUCCGAAUUCAGCUCUCCCUCCCCAAGUUCCCUAUUUGUUAAAGAAAAAUGAACCUGGCAAAUGUUACAUCUAGUUUGGCUCCCCAAUUCUAAUGUUUCUGGGUAGAGGAGAAAUAAAAGCAAAUGUUUAAACAAAAGAGACAGUGCUUCCUACAAUUCCUUCUCUGCCUCCACAUUAAUUUCCCCCUUGUUUUGUACCGAUGUGCACGAUGACACCUGAAAAAAAUGGUCAGAGAAAGGGAAUCAGGCCCCGAAGAUGUCCAAUUUUGAAUCACACCUUUUCAAAAUGUUACCAGUGCAGCUAAUUUACAAACAGCAAACACACUAUUCGCCUUGGGAGGCACCAAGCUGCAGUGUUAAUGUUUGAAAGACGUGCCCUGUUUGCAAAACAAGGAAGGGGCAAUCCGUAGUCUCACCAAUCAAACAACAGAAAAACUAGGGGCUCUUUCCCUGGUAGCAGAGAAACAGCAAGGCUAGUCAAGAGCAAGGGGGAAGCUAACUGGCUUUGAGGCUCUGCGGUGUUAUGCUGAAAUUACAAAUAAAGUAGCACGAAAGCACAAUCAUGCAAAGGUAAUGUUGUGCAAAGAGAGAGAGGCAGAUUGUGUUAUAUAGAUCUGGGCAGCACCCUUUCAAAUCAUAGCAAACCACACUUCCCUCAACCUUAUGGUGCAAUUGGCUCGAAGCAGAAUCCACAAAUUUACUCUGGGGUUCUGGUCCCUAGCAACAAUUUGUAGGCAUGACAGCUGGUCAGGAAAUAGAAUAUAUGCUGCUGCUUCUUUUUUUACCUGAUGAAAAAUGUCGACCUUUUGUCUCUCUUCCUAUUCAAGGAAGACAUUUUAUUUUAAUCUUUUAGAAACUGGACGUUUUCCGGUUUCUGAUGUGCUGUGCACACUGUGUCCAUGGAAAUGAUGCACAGCCAAAUGUGCAGCAGAAUGGAAACAAAGCUCAUCAACAUUGGGUUCAAAAAUAGCCAAAAUAAUAGUUCUGAACUGUCAGGUUCUUGGGCGGGGGGGACUAAACACAGCAAUUAUUUAAAGAAAUGGGUUUAUUUAAGGGCACCAUUUGAAAUGCGUGAAGGUGGCUCCAAAUGUUCCAACGAAGGAUGGAAGUGCUAAUGUAAAAAGAAGAUAAUGGCAGCGGUUAAGUGGUUUGCAAAUAAAGAGUACAUGCAAAAUAGUGAUUUAUUGCAAUCUGUUGGUUUCCAGUAGCAAUCGGAGGGGGUUGGAGGGGAGCACUAAUUGGCACAAACAGUGAAUUACAAACUAAAUAUGCAAAUGACUGCUUUUUCUCCCACUGAAUAUACAGAUACAGGUGCAGGAGUUCCAGGAUCGUGGCAACAGCUCCACGAGAGAAGUAGGGACAAUUACUAAAAGUAUAACUUCCUCCUUGACAUGCUCCCACUAGCCCAGUUUUUGUGUGAAUUGAUGAAGACUGGUUAGAUUCUACUAUUAGAGCAACAAAAGCUCAGUCUUCCUUUGCACCUGGCUGCUCAGUGCCAAAUUAGACGCUGCAUGUGUAAGUUUGUAACAAACUCCUAGUGGCCCUUUCAUAUCCACCCACCUGCAGAGAAUGCAGCUUUGUGAAGUAAUGAUGUGGUGUUGGGGCCAAUGGGUGCCUACCUCUUUCCUUGCCAGCCACCUCUCCACUCUACAUUGACCUCCAAGCUGCUUUAUCAUCUGUAGGAUUUCAAAGGGGUAUUUGCCCCUGCAAAUAUGCAUUGGGAGCCUUAUGGUAGGAUCACAAAAAAAAAAAUCUGCUUUAUAUAUUCAGACCAUUGAUCCAUCUAGUUCAGUAUUGUCCACAUUGGAAACAGUUCUUCAAUAUUUCAGAGAGUUGUGAGCAGGGCUGGGCAGCCCAUAAGGUGGCCUGAGGCAGCUGCCCUGGUGGCAGAAUCUGCCCCACAGAUGCCCCAUCUGCCCCUGCUGCCGCUGGAGAAGUGAGGAGAAGAGGCAGCAGCUUCUGGUGAGAUCUCGUGAGAUCUUGUGGAACUCUCAUGAGAAUUUGCCGGAAGCCACCACCAUGCAAUCCUGGUAAGAAAGGCUUUGAUGGGGGAGGAGGGGGAGUGCCUCAGGUGGUGAAAUGGGAUGGGUCUCCCCUGUAGUGGGGGAUUUAAUGUGGGAUAGUUCCAUGUAGGCAGCUUGCUAUAACAGAAACUGACUGCAGGCUGAGAUUUUUUAGGCCUUUGACUCCGGACUGCUUCUCCUAGGCUCUGCCCCUAUGUGGAGAACUUCAAGUUCUUAAAGGCUGAACCCUCUGGCUUGAAGAAAGGUGCUUCUCUUCCAUUCUGUGCCCUCCUGUCUGAUGUGUGCCCUGCACUGCUGGACCAGUGAGGUAGUGUGGGAGGCAUUUGGUUCCUCAGGCUCAUGGGAGGGUGCCCUUGAGGAUUCUGGCUCUGGUUCUACAAGCCCUGGUGUAAUGAAAGGUUCUUCUGGGGACUUCUAGUGGUCUCCUGAUGUUGAGCAGUCUAUUUAGAACCCUGCUCCUUGAUCUAGCUCCUUAGCUGGUGCCUCUGCAACCUCCAGUUCUAUGUCUGAAUUGUUGCUGGAUUCAGGGAUCAUAACACCUUGUGCAUCUGUAGCCAUGCAGUUGUUAUGACACAAUUUCCUUUAUUGUUCUGCAUUUGAACAUGUGAUCUGGACCAGUAUGUAUAUUGGGAUGGAAAGCCUGUGGUCCUCUAAAUAUUGUUGGACACCAACUCCCGUUAUCCCCAACUAAUGACCAUGCUGACUGGGGCAGAUGAGAGUUAGAGGUCUGCAACAUCUGAAGGGCCACAGCCUCCCUAUUUCUGAUCUAGAUAGAACAUGAUCCAGGAAUAGAACUGAAACCCACCUCAUCCAUGUUAAAGGUGUAAUUACAUCAGAUACUUCUCAGGUUUGUGCUCUUGUGUGCAGUCAAAAAUGUGCAUUGUGCACAAUGUGGUGCAACAUUUCUUGCACUAGCUUUUCAACUUUUCAUGUGAGUACUGCAGCACAUCCUGGGAGACCCUGUAGCACCUGAGCAGGUGUGAGAUCAAGAUUCCUGGGUGCAAUGAAAAUUUUGGAUUUUUGAUGUACUAAAUUAAAGUACUCCCCCAAAACUCCACAGAGGAAUGUCAUAUAAAUGGCACCAUGCUCAGUUCUUUUUCAACUUCCAUGCCCUAAUACAUCUGGGUAAUAAAUGCACCAGAAGAAUUAGUUUUUAGGUGCUGUACAAUAUUGGUUUCAGAUCCUGCACAAUUUUAUUAGUACAUAAAGGCUUGGUUUAGAAUUAAAUCUGACCCAAGAGCAGUACUUGAAUAAUGCCAAAAGCACUUUUAAAAAAAUUAAUUAAAUCUCAGGAUAAAAAUGAGCAAAGCUUCUAAGUACUUGGACCAUGCUUCAUUAAAUUUGUUCAACAAAGAGCAUUUAAUAAUUAAAAGGCUCUUGAAUGUUUACAUAAAUCCUCCUUGUGAUGUGGUAUUGCUGUCCAGUCAAGUCGAAAACUGGUUUACAGCAGCCCCUUAAAGUCAGGCUCCCAUAGAGUGAGAGUGACAAACCAUGUUCUUAGCUCUGUACAACCUAUCAAGGUUUAUUAAGGAGCUCAGCGCACCAAUGGGAAUUGACCAGAUGAGCUUAUUAGGUCUUUUAUAAGAUUAGGGACUGUGACACAGCUGUCUGAUUCUUCUCUUCCCCUCUGUGAAGCUUAUGGAGGAAAAGAAAAAGGGGGGAAUUACAAUAAUACUAAUAGGAAAAGCAAUAUGUUUCUCUGCCAAGAGCUUUCUCAUCAGGGGACAAAUGGUAAGGAGGAAAGAUGCAAAACCCUCAUGCACAUUCCCGUACUUGAAUGACUAGAUUUCUGAAACACAGCUAUAAAUUUACAGCAUAGCUAGCAAUAUUGAACAGCAAUUUAAAACUCCUGGAGAUUUGGUUAUAAAUGCAGUAGGUUAUUUCCUUAUAACAAGCCAGUGGUGUUGGUCAACUGUUUUAAAAGCUUUCUGUCAAUACCCCUGGGUUUUGAUGUUAUCUGGUAGCUAGAGAAGAAAACACAACCAAGGUCUCCCCAAGUCCUUGUUUCAGCUCAGGACAAUGCAUCAGUUCACAUGAAACACAAUUUCAUAAUUCCAUUGAUGAUGAUGAAGAAGAAGAAGAAGAAGAAGAAGAAGACGAAGAAGAAGAAAGUCAGCAUUGUGAUGUGCCAGCGAGCACAGGUCAGCUUUCUCAAAUGGAUCUUGAGAUGCUGCCCACAGGUGUUGGGAAUAAUGGCACCAAGAAGCAAGAAGAGGUAACACAGGAGCACACAAGCCCCACGCUCACAGAAGUGGAAAUGGCUGUGUGUGAAUCCACUUGGCAUGUGAGCAAAGAAGUCUGUGAAGGUUGUCUGGGUUGUGUUCCAGCACUUUGCAUCUUGAGUCAUCCAGUUGCCAUUUCCCGAGGAGCAUGAAUUUGAAUGCUACACAAACAGUGCACUCCUGUGUGUGUGUGUAUACUCAGAAGUAAGCCCCCGUUGAGUUUAAUGUGGUUUAUUAUUGAGUGGCUAUAGGACUGCAGCUUUAGGCUCUCAAACCAUUAGAAGAAGUCCAGAGUCAAUUCCCCUGCCUAUACAGUUGCUCUGAUGACUUACUUUCUGGAAUAUGAAUGGCCACUGAGAAAAGAGGUGGGUUUUUUAUUAGGCAAAAGAUGUAGUUCCAGAUACACUUUACUGCAUCACAUUCCUGCUUCAUUAUCUCAAUUCUAGCAAGCAAAGUCCUAAGCAAUAUAAUAGCAGUUUCAGAUGGUGUGCAGUUUUGCCUGUAAAUUGCAGAUUUAUGAACGUUUUUCAGCUGACUUGCUGAAUAACUAAUAAGUGCUUAUUAAUCAUCAGCCAUCAGAUCAUAUUUUGCUCUCCCUAUAUACUGCUUUCCAUGUUCUAAACAGGGAACCAGCUUUCUAUUUCAGCUUUUAGAGCAAGGGUAGGGGACCUGCAGCCCCGCCCCCCAAACAUUUUUGAAUUCCAGCUCCAUCAUCCCUGCCCACUGGCCACACUGGCUAGGGUUGAAGGAAUUUAGAGUUCCACAUGAGAAGAGCCACAGGUUCCCCAUUCCUGCUUAAGAGCCCGGGUUACCAAACACUUCUUUGUUGUAUUAUGCUGCGUUACAUGGCUAUUCUGACUAACAUAUUUAACAGAGGAGGGGUGGUAAUAUUUUUAAGUGCUUUCCAUUUUGUUCUUACCGGGUGUUAUAUUUCAGCUUGCUGUGCCUUGUCCCUAAAUUAUGUGUGAUGAAGAGUGAGAUAGAAAUCCCAUAAAUAAAAACAAAAUAAUCUGGUAUUUGGCCCAGUGUUGCCAAACUAUAACUCUUACCAAACCUGGCUAUUGGUCAUGCUUGCUGGGGCUGGUGGAAGUUGUAGUAGAGUGGCAUCGGGAUGUUCAAAGGUUUCACAUUCCUGGUGUAGAGGACUGGAAAACCUAUAGUGGGACACAUGGACAUCACUUUUGUGCAAGAUUCUUUGCAGCUCUGGCUGGUUAAGCUGCCACAAUCAUGUCCAUCCGACCUCGCCAGAGAGUGCCGCUCAGCCUUAACUGUGACCAUAAUUUCUGGCAUGUAGAUUCUCAUGGUGGAAAAGGCCACACAAACCUGGAUUGGAAAGUCACAUGUGGUAUCUGGCAAGUCUAUGGCCAAUCACAUAUAUUUUUAUUUUAUUUUUUGUCAUGCUUUAGGAUGGUUCCAAGAAAGGUGGUGGUAACUCUUCUGUUCCUCUACAUGGUAGCCAUGCUGGCUAAACAGAGUGAAGGGUAUCUCGCCUUCUACACUCCUGAUGACUUCAGAAAAAUGCAGGUUGGUAUCUGGAAAACAGUGUGCCAGUGCUCAGGAAAUGCCACAACUCAAUGUUAACAUGCAUGAUUUGUAUACAAAAGGUCCCAGGUUCAGUCUUGGGCAUCUCCAGACAGGGCUGGAAUUAAGUUCCUGUCUGAAUCAUCAGAGAGCUACUGCCAGUCUACUGAAUUUCGUAUGUUCCUAUGACAGAAUUAGAAAGAGUACCAGGAAGUCUUAUAUGCUCACCAUUCUGCAACAGUUUCUCCACCUCCUGCUUGGCAUGAUCCAUGGUGAUGUCCACCACCAAUGGAAAUUCUGGCCCAAGCCCACAGUAGUUCAAUAAGCCCAGGAACAGACAGAAAAUUAAGGCAAGGUCAGGACCCUGGAUAAGGGUGAAGCUGCUGAUUCAGAACCAUGGACAGAAAAUGCAAGCUGUCUCAGCAGUGUUUUAGAACAGCUGGCAAAGUUCUACAGUCUGACCCACAUAGUCCAUGAGUGCCAGAUCUUGCCAGUUAAAACGCCAGUGCCUUUUGCUGCAGCUGUUGGCUUUUUCUAGACAGUGGGGUUUCAAGCUCUGGGGACUGCUUUGGAGAAACCUCAUCGAGGCUCUCCUGACCCUCAGAAGAGCCUGUGAUCCAGUAAUCAGAGUAAUGUAGCAGUGAUAUCUUCUCGGGGUUCAAGGAAUGAGAUGUGGACCCCAGUGCCAUCGGACCAUGGAGUGGAACAAGCUUCUCCUUGGAAAUGAUGUUGUAGGAAGUCUUUGCAUCUGAAGAAUUUUGGUUCAGGGCAGUGACACUGCUCAAGCAGUGAGCUUUAGCCAGAUUUUGUUGACAGUGAUGCUGUGACCAGUUGCUAUUGCCUGUCACCAUUGUUAUAUUCAUUUGAAAUGGCAACAUAGCCAACUUGGUUCUCAUACAGUGACCCACCCCAAAGUGCCAUUCUUAAUAUCUCUUGUCGUUUGGCCCUAGGAGAAAGAGAGGAACCGAGCACAGAAGAAAUCUCUGACUUUGCAGCAGCAAUCAGACACAGGAGAUUUUCCUGAGCUGUCAGAAGAUGAAGGACAGAUCAUCAAGGUAAAUUGUGCUCCAAAUUAUGCGAACCAUUACACUGAUGACACCCAGCUCUAUUUCUCUUUUGCACCUUAAUUAUGAGAGGCCGUGACUUUUUUAAAACAGUACCUAGAUGCAGUGGUGGGCUGGAUGAGAUUGAAUCCUGGUAAGACAGAGACUAUAUGAGUGAGUCUGUGGACUACAACUGGGAUUGGACCGGAAGCUACAGAUGGUGCAGAAUGCUGCAGCCAAGUUGCUGAAUGAAGCACAUAGAUGUGCACAAAUGAUACCUGUGCUUGGGGGGGGGGGGUCCAAACUUAGUUGAAUACCAUUCAUGAACUUUUUGUCCUGGCUUUCCCUGAACCAUAAGGUUAUACUCUGUUUUAUGUGAUUCAAUUCCCUUUAUUUUUGCGUUAUUUGCUUUUCUGUGGUUUUAGGCUGCUACGUUUUAAUGAUACUGCUUGUUUCUUGUAUUGUAUACCACUUAGAGAUUUUAAAAGUAUUAAGUGGCUUACAAAUGCUUUCAAACAAACAAACAAGACAGGUACAGGCAGGUAGUUCUUCUAACAUAUGAGACAAAGCAUCACACUGAUUAGCAGGUAAAAUAAUGAUGAAGAGGCAAGCUUAUUUCAAUUCUCAUUGGGCAGAAUCUCUGCUUUCAUUGGUAAAAAUUCACUGUUGUCCUCACUUCUCUGUAACGUUUUAUUAUUAAUUUGUAUCAUCCAUCCAACGUCUUGCAAGAUUGCAAGAUUCCAAGGGAAUCUGUGGGACAAUCUAUCAAUUUCAUACAAAUGCUAUUAUUACAACAAACUGUUAUAAGAAUUUUAAGGUCAUAUAUUUAAAAAAUGUUCAUAAGGGAAAAGGAGCUUGUUUUUUUACUUAUAUCAAAACUAUCACUUAGUCCCUAGAAUGGCACUAGAGCUGAAUGAAAGAGAAAAUAUCAAAAAUCACUAGUAAAAUAUGACUGUUAUUUUCCUCUUAUUUGAAUGAAGUUGACUCAUUCCCUUAAACAAUCUAAAUGAAAGUAGGAAAAUGGCUUGAGAACAGUCUGAAAUACCGGUUUAUAUUUGUUGAAAUGUUGUGCCUACAUAAAAGGUGUGUGCUCUAAUGUGUUGUAUACAGCUGAAAUCCUAACAGGAUGUGAUACAGUCAAGUCAACUAAUCACACAUACAAAUUGGCCUUUUUAAGAAUUACAAAGCUACAAAGGCUUCAGGAGCUGUCCUGCCUAGCUACUAUUGUGAAUUACAACUUGGUUUAGGAAAUUGUCUCCCCCAACCACCAGCUUACUGAUUAACUGCAACACUUGCUUCAGAUCUACAGUUUAUGCAUCUCUCAUCUACUUCAUUGUUUAGUCUCCUUUAUAAUCUUUAAUAUAUUUUAUGUUCAUAUUGUGAUGUGAAGUUUCCACUAACUCUUCCAGAAGCAACACUAUGUUAAUGGCAAACCUCAAAAAUGUAGACAGGUGUCUUGAGCUUCAAGGCCAAAUUUACCUCCACAUCCCUCUCACUGAUCUUACUGCAAGCAAAGGUGUUCUGAAAAUGGAAAUGGCUGUGGCUCAGGAGUAGAACAAAAAGUUCCAGGUUUAAUCCUUGAUGUUUUCAGGCGGGGCUGGGAGAAACCCCUGCCUAAAGCCAUGAAGAGAUGCUUUCAGCCAGUGUGGACAAUACCAAAUUGAUGGACCAGUGGUCUAACGCAGGAUAUUGUGGCUUCCCAUGUCCCUAAAGUAUAGGUACUACCCUCUGUUCAGUAUUGGCAUGCCUCAGUAAAUGAAGACUUAUUUGUAGCUAAGUAAUUUUAUAAAUUAAGCUUGUCCAACCACUCAAGACCUGUGAUCAAGUUCCCAUCCAUCUCAAAUUUACCACACCAAAAUCUUCAUUAUUCUAAUCCAUUUAGCUGGAUUGCCUAUUGGAAGUGCUUUAAAAUCAUGAAACUGGGUAGCGUUUGGGAGUUUAUAUUAUUUAAGUUUGCUCCCAGAAGUCUUAUCCUGCAGUUCUGUAUUUCAGGAAUUUGUCUGCAUCCAUGCAGACCGGAUAUUUCCUUAUGUGACAUUCUUGACAUAUUUUAAUUUAAGGCCUAUGGUUCAACCACAAUCCAGAUCAGAGUUCCACUGAUUUCACAUGGUGCUGCUCAUGGUGUACUGGACUGCAGCGUUCAGCUUUUAAAAACUUGAUAAAUUGUCAAGACUUACAAGAUGAGAAACAACUGGCAUUGGCUUUUGCAACCUCCCUUUCAACGAGCGACUUAACCCUGCUCCACAGGUCACAAAGUCAAAUGCUAAAAUACUGGAUCAGGAAAUACCUUCAAGCAAUAACAAAUGAUCCAACACUAAUGAUUCCUUCAGCGUGUGUGAGGCAGAAAGUUGUGGAAACAUUGCUUUUUCUUUGCAUGUUAACCCUACUUUUCUUCACAGCUGAUUGCUCCAGUAGAAAUAGGAAUACAUCUGUCCAAACAGCUGGAAAAAUAUCAAGAUGUCCUGAAGGAACUCCUAACAGAGAUGUUACCCGAUACUCAGAAUGGUACGAUAUUAUCUGUCUCUCCCUUUCCUUGGAAGUCCUCGGCACAGAAAUUCCAGGAAUAGCUUUUGUGUCGUGUUGACUCGUUUUUAGAAAACUCCUGACCAAAGAUCAUAAAUCCUUCUUCUAUCAGCAGUGAUUGCAGUCAAGAAAAAGUACACCCCAGCGACAUUUUUCAUUGGCACAAUGCUUCUCCACUUAGGGCUCAUCCACGUGGCCUUUUGUCCUACUGCUUUCCUCCAGGGAAAACCACUCCUUUGGCACUCAAUCAGAGCAAACAGCAAUAUGGGUAUCCACUCGAUUGACAUUUGCUCCAAUUUAGCACUAAAGAUCAGGUUUUCCUUGAGUAAAGGAGUGAGGCAAGGGGGAAACCACUCAGACCCAUGCCUAGGUAAAAGGUAAGGUAGAGGACCCCUGGAUGGUUAAGUCCAGUCAAAGGCGACUAUGGGGUUGCAGCGCUCAUCUCGUUUUCUGGCCAGGGGAGCCAGUGUAUGUCCACAGACAGUUUUCCGGGUCAUGUGGCCAGCAUGACUAAACCGCUACUGGAGGACCAUGACAAGUGCCAGAGAGCAUGGAAACACCGUUUACCUUCCCGCCACAGUGGUAUCUACUUGCACUAGUAUGCUUUCAAACUGCUAGGUUGGCAGGAGCUGGGACAGAGCAAUGGGAGCUCACCCCGUCAUGGGCAUUCAAACCGGGGAUUCAGCAAGCCCAAGAGACUAAGUGGUUUAGACCACAGUGCCACCUGCGUCAGGUUUUCCUUGGGUAAAGGAGCGAAGCAAGGGGGAAACCACUCAGAUCCAUGCCUAGAAAGUAUGGGUCAAGCAAAAAAAAACCUGCUUGACCUGUGGCAAUACAUCAGCUACUGGAAAAUCGUAUAUGUGACCAAAAAAAAACCCCACCCUACCAUUGUUCUGUGCCCAUUUUUAUCAACUGUUGAGUUGCUCUCCUAUAUUGCACUUCUGUGGCAAACCUGGAGUUUUGUGUGAUUAUGAUACGCAAUGAAUCAAGGGCUUCAGACUGGACUAUGCAUUAUUUUCAUGUGAGCUAUUCCUGUUUCUCUCUGGAACUGAUAAUAGACUUGGAAAUGAAUUACACUGUGGGCUUGUAAAAAGAUAUUGCUGUUAAUAACUCUUUAGGAUUGCUUAUCUUUCAGCCUUGAAAUCAAAGGGAGUUUAUGUACAUGAGCUUGGGCACGAUCAGAGAGCCUCAUCUCGCUGAAAAGUUCCAAGCUAUGCAAAGCGAAAAUGGGGAAUUAAAAUACUAGUCCCAGGAUUCUACUGAAUAGCUAAAGACAUUUGGAUAGGAUGUGACAAAAUAUUCAAAUUACCUCUGCAUCCGUAACUGGAGCCAGGUACUCAAAGACAUGUGCCAACUUAGCUCUUUUGAAAAUUUAAUUAAAAUCUCAGAAUAUCGUAAUCAGAACUGCCAAUAGCCUAAUAGAGUAGGAUUGUAGUCUGUCCUACACAUGUGGGUGAGCAGGGCUUACUACUGCUGUUUGAAAAGGCAGAACAGUUUAACAUCAUAGACAUGUUUAGCCAUUCCCCCAGAAAUGCAACAUCUUAAAACACACAUGCAACUCCCCACCCCCAUGUCUCUGCACAUGUUCCUCUUUAGACCGCCAGGCAAUUAACACAAAGGUCUGUAGAGGGUUUCAAAGUGCAUUUAGUUGAACACACUAAGAAACCUCCCUACCCUCAAGAACACUAUCUACAGUUUAUGACCUCAUUUGUUCCAGCAAACCUCUGAAUAACACCAUGUAAUUAUCACAGAGAAUUGUUACGAUAAUCUACUUAGUUUCAAACCAUUUUUAUUGUUGAAACCACCUUUUGUUUCUUCAUUUGAUGGAUUAAGAAAAUCCAAAUUUGAUCUUGUACAGUAUCGAUUCACAAACUUACAUUGUUGUUUCUGUCUCCUCUCUUUAUAGUUAAUUGAUGUUCUCGGAAUGAGAAGACAAGAGCAAAAGACUAAACUGCAAAUUUGCAAGAUUCCACUUAACAGAAAGGCUGUCAGGAGUUGGGGG
Messenger RNA from Podarcis lilfordi (Lilford's wall lizard), 13238 nucleotides. The record is from the annotation of a GenBank genome assembly. NCBI's taxonomy places the organism in Eukaryota, Metazoa, Chordata, Lepidosauria, Squamata, Lacertidae.